Messenger RNA from Papaver somniferum (opium poppy), 1974 nucleotides. RefSeq lists its product as uncharacterized. The coding region runs from base 1 to 1974 and encodes 657 amino acids. The transcript has 6 exons. The record is from RefSeq and is a predicted model, not a curated record. Lineage: Eukaryota; Viridiplantae; Streptophyta; Magnoliopsida; Ranunculales; Papaveraceae.
AUGGAGCCGAAUUCAACCUCAGGGGUACCAAAUAAGCGUGACAAGUUUAUUAAUGUUGUUUUGAAUCAUGGUGAGCAUUCUGCUGUUUUUCGUGUUAAUACUAAAAUAACCGUAGAAGAACUAAAUCAUUUAGCAUGCAAGCACUGGAGGUCUUUGUCUCCUGGGAGUAUAUGUUUCAACUAUAUGGACAAUGCUCAAGUAGUUUUUGUGACAGGUGAUAUACAACUGCAAAGCUUAAUUGGUUUCAUGAUUCUUAUUGAUAAUGAAGAUGUCUAUUUGCAUGUGGAUAUGAUUCUUAAUCAUACUUCUCGUUCUAAGUCUAGUUGUAGCAGAAGUACUGGUUCUAAGUCUGGUUGCAGCAGUAGUUCUGGUUCUUGUUCUAAGUCUGCUUAUGAAAUUGAAAGUCCUAAGAUGGUAAGGGUGUUAGAUCAUGAUGCAGACAAGGGGACGCCUCUUAUUAUCGAUGAAUGGAAUUAUGUAUUUGACGAGAUUGGUAGAGAAUUCGUGGGUGGUGUUAAAGCUGUUAGGAUUGCUGUCGAUAAGUACAAGAUGGCUACUGGUCACAAGAUUGCUAUUCUUAAAAAUGACAAAACUCGUUUUAUUGCAAAGUGCAAAGAAGAUGGUUGUGCUUGGAGGAUUCAUUUUGGGCCUGUGAAUGGUGAUACUUCUCGGUUCGUGCUGAAAGGUUCUAACGCUCACAGCUUAAAACCCAGACAGAUCAUGUCACUUUUCAAGAAAACUUAUGAGUCCAAUAUUAAGUAUCACCAUGCCCGUAGAGGAAAAGAAGCUGUAUUUGAAGAACAGUAUGGCGACGACGAGAAGUCGUAUAGCGAUUUUACUUGGUAUGUCAAAGCAAUUGAAGAAACCAAUCCCAAUAUCUAUGUGAACUUUGAAGUUGAGGAUGGAACCAAUAUAUUUCAUAGGAUAUUCGUUUGUUACGGUGCUUGCAAGCAUAGAUAUAGGUAUCUCAGGCCCAUGAUUUACUUGGACGCUACUUUCCUUACUGGUAGAUACAGGGGUACUCUUAUGGCUGCAACAUGUAUCAACGGAAACAAUGAGUUUUACCCAUUUUCUUUUGUUAUUGUUUCUUAUGCAAACAAAGAUAAUUGGUUUUGGUUUCUGGAGAAUCUUCAACAUGUUAACGAUGGUCGUCUGAUUGUUUUCCUUAGUGAUCGUCAUGAAGGACUUCUGCAGUGCAUUCCAAAAUAUUUUCCUAAUUCACAUCACAACUAUUGCUUUUACCACAUCAAAUACGAUCUCCCCAUUGGAUCAGGUUAUGCGAAUUCGAAGCCCGUUCUUGAUUUGUUUUACAAAGCUGCGUACUCUUACACACCAGCAAACUUUGAAGAAGCUUUAAGGGGAAUGCAUGCAAUUGGAGAUGGACAUGUUGCUAACUAUAUCAGAACUAUUCCAAAGGAGAAAUGGGCAAAUGCGUUUUUCCCUGUAUGCAGAUAUGGUGCUCACUCUUCAACUCUUGCCGAGUCCUUUAACAACUGGGUUCUUCCUUUCAAAAAGUUGCCUGCUUUUGUUCUUCUCGAUGCGAUACCGAUACUUGUACACGUGUUCAUCUGUGAUUCUGCAACUGUGUGUACAUUAUUUUUGAAGGUUAUGGAGAAAAUGUCUGAGAGAAGGAUACUAGGUCUGGAAACAUUCAACACUAGGCUCACUCCUGAAUAUGAGGCUUUACUAAAGGAAAACAUCGACAUUGGUCGAACUUGGACUGUUGUUCAGUCCAUGGAAAGAUUGUAUGAAGUCAGGACAUACCAGGAGAUCAUCUUGCCAAUCCACAAUUAUGACAAGCCGCAGUCUUAUGAUCCUAGUGAUAGGGUUAUUGUUCCUAUUCAUGUUCCUCCACCGGGUAGACGAAGAACACAGCGCUUCAAGAAUGCACAUGAGAAGCAAAAGAGGAAAAUUAUGUGCACAAAGUGCUUCACUCUUGGUCACCAUAACAGAGCUACCUUCCCCAUGCUUUGA